AUGCCGAGCGCGAGAGCUUCGUCCUCAUCAUCGGCCGCAGGUGGAAAGCUCACAAAGCUCGAGUCAGCACUGUACCGAGCAGCUCAAGCUUCACCAGGCGGCAUCAUCACCCAGGACCAGAUCGAAAUACAGUUCAAGCAUGAACACGUCGACGAUCGACUCAGCGCUGUCAAUGGCUUGCUCAGAAAGAGCCUCCUUUCGGCUCAGUCUCUUAGCGGCACGCUACAGUUUGCUGCCACUGCCAAGGCGGAGGCGAGCAUGAUGGGCAAGCUCGACGAGAACGAAACGCUGGUCUACUCGCAUAUCAAAGACUCGCGCAACGAAGGAAUCUGGACCAAGCAGUUGAAAUCCAGAACGAAUUUGCACCAAACCAUCAUCAACCGAUGCCUCAAGUCGCUCGAGCAGAAGCAGCUUGUCAAGGCGGUAAAGUCGGUCAAAUACCCGACCCGCAAGAUCUUCAUGCUCUUCGGCCUCACUCCAUCCAUCGAACUCUCAGGCGGCCCCUGGUACACCGACAACGAGCUGGACACUGGCUUUAUCAACGAGCUUUCCAUGGCCAUCCUCAAUUUCAUUCGUUCAAAGUCGUUCCCCAAAAAUGGUCAAUCGAGAGCCCUCUUCCCCACGACUCACACAUCGCAGCUUCCUUCCGCCAACAGCAUCCAUUCGUAUCUGCGCAACUCCAACCUGACAGAGACCGAGCUCGAAGUCGAACACGUCGUGUCUCUACUCGAUAUCUUGGUCUACGACGAGCAGAUCGAAAAGAUUCCCAUCCUUCCUGUUUCCUUCGGUGGAUCAGGCGGUCAUACCAAUGGGUUCGACGAGGAAGACCAUGACUACUCAGACUCUGAUCGCUCCACAGACGGCAGCGGAUCAGAUGGGACCAGCGAUAGCGCAUCAGAUAGCGAAUCAGAGGCUGAAGAGACGGGAUCGGAAACCGAGGGUGGCAGGAGAAAGGUUAAAAAGGAGCGCAAGUCCAAUGGAGACGACCAGAGUGACGAAGAAGAUGAAGGUCCCGUCACCAGCGGCAAACGAAAGCGAGCUUCGGCAAAGUCUUCAUCAUCAUCUCGCGAAAAAAGCAAGUCGAGCAAGUCGUCUUCGAAAAGCAGCAAAUCCAAGCACAGGAAGAGCAGCAAGUCGCGAUCACGGUCAUCGUCACGGUCUCGUUCGCGUUCACUAUCUCGCGCUGCCUCCUCAGAUGACGAGGGGAGCGGAUCCGAGUCAGAUACCAGCACCGCCUCGUCAUCGUCAUCCGAUCACGCAAGCAGACGGCGCUCGAGCAGCAAGAAGAAGCGUUCUAACGGCAAGUCUUCAUCAUCCCGUCGAAUUUCAGGGACGGGCGCGGAUGAGAUCGCUCCCUUCGUCUACCGUGCUGUCAGACCACACUCUGUUAAGGUCGGAUGGACCGAGACGCCUUGUGGUCACUGUCCCGUCUUCGAUUUCUGCGACGAUACCGGUCCAGUCAAUGCCGAGACCUGCCAAUACUACGGCGGUAAGCACGACGAGCUAGGCCGAAAGCUGACUAACGGCUGGAUUGAUACGAUCGCCGAUAAUGAAGAUGACGAGGAUGGCGACGACGAAGACGAUGUCCUAAGCGACGGUGUCAAGGACGAGGGGGUGUAA
Molecule: messenger RNA, 1620 nt
Organism: Pseudozyma hubeiensis SY62
Lineage: Eukaryota; Fungi; Basidiomycota; Ustilaginomycetes; Ustilaginales; Ustilaginaceae
Product: DNA-directed RNA polymerase III subunit
Exons: 1
Coding region: 1-1620 (539 amino acids)
Biological process (GO): transcription by RNA polymerase III
Cellular component (GO): RNA polymerase III complex
Source: RefSeq, a predicted model, not a curated record